Messenger RNA from Salvia splendens (bonfire salvia), 1214 nucleotides. Its product is annotated as protein SAR DEFICIENT 4. Lineage: Eukaryota; Viridiplantae; Streptophyta; Magnoliopsida; Lamiales; Lamiaceae. Bases 109 to 1113 code for a protein of 334 amino acids. The transcript has a single exon. The record is from RefSeq and is a predicted model, not a curated record. Gene Ontology annotation, cellular component: cytoplasm.
UCUAUAAAAAAGAAAUGGCAAAGAGACGACCUUGUGCUUAUAUGGUCUUGCCAAAUUUUGGAUUCUAAACGCAACCCACUAUUUCCGCUUAAGCUUCCCUUUCAUCCGAUGGCGGCGACGACGAACCUACAUCAAAUCAGCGUCGCAGCACCACCAGUGUUCAUCUCCACCAUCACACUCCACUCCCUCAUCAGUCACAAAUCCCUAAUCGGGCACCUGAAAUCCACCCUCCCGCCGCUCUCGGCCGCCAUCCAAUCCCCCCUCCGCCACGCCCACCAAAUCACCCCCGAUUCAUCCUUCCUCCUCAUGCCCUCCUGGUCCACCUCCCCGCUCCUCCCUUACAUCGGCACCAAGCUCGUCACUCACAACCCCAACAACUCAUCCCAAAACUUGCCCGGAGUCCACGCAAUUUUCGUCAUCUUCCACUCCCUCACCGGCCAGCCGCUCGCCUCCAUGGACGCCACCGCCCUCACCCUCUACCGCACCGCCUGCAUCUCCGCCCUCGCCUCCUCAUAUCUAUCGAGAGAGGACGCCGAGAUUCUCGUCAUGGUCGGCGCCGGAACCCUAGCUCCGCACCUAAUCAAGGCUCAUUUAACCGUCCGAUCCAAAUUGAAAAGAGUGAUAGUGUGGAAUCGAACCCUUGAAAAGGCGAGAAAUCUGGUGGAUCAAUUGAAGGAAGAGAGUGGUUUUGAAGGGGUGUGUUUUGAGGCGAAUGAGAGUUUAACGGCGGCGGUGGGGAUGGGCGAUGUGAUAAGCUGCGCGACGAAUUCGGAGGUGGCGCUGGUGAAGGGGGCGGAGAUGAAGGCGGGGGCGCAUCUGGAUCUGGUGGGGUCGUUCAAGCCGUCGAUGAGGGAGUGCGACGAGGAGGCGGUGAGGAGGGGGAGAGUGUUCGUGGAUAAUGAGAUGGCGGCAGUGGAGGCAGGGGAAUUGGUGAUGAUGAAGGAUGAGAUUGUGGGGGGAUUGGUGGAGCUGAUCAAGGGGGACAAAGUGGGACGGAUGAGUGAGGAUGAGAUUACUGUGUUUAAAUCGGUUGGGUCUGCUGUUGUGGAUUUGCUGAGCGCGCAGAUGGUUUAUGAAAAUUAUAUGGCUAAUUUGAGGCAGAGCAGCCAUUGAUGUUUGGCGUGUGACCUUCGAAUCGAAUGUAAUGUAAUACUGUACUGUGAAAUAAACGCCAUCACUUUGUGGAAUAAAUCAUUACUUGUUUUGUAUGGCCA